Messenger RNA from Urocitellus parryii (Arctic ground squirrel), 2114 nucleotides. It is a transcript of the gene Sptlc3, whose product is annotated as serine palmitoyltransferase long chain base subunit 3. Gene Ontology annotation, biological process: ceramide biosynthetic process; sphingosine biosynthetic process. Gene Ontology annotation, cellular component: serine palmitoyltransferase complex. Lineage: Eukaryota; Metazoa; Chordata; Mammalia; Rodentia; Sciuridae. Gene Ontology annotation, molecular function: serine C-palmitoyltransferase activity; pyridoxal phosphate binding. The record is from RefSeq and is a predicted model, not a curated record.
AGGAGCUAGCAUGGCCAAUUUCCUUUGUAAUUUUGGAAGCAGGUCUGUUGCCAUGGAAUCUACAUUCUGACUGGAGUCGAGGUGUAUAAAGGUGACCAUUUGUUUUCAGUUUCAAAGAUCUGGCAAAAAGAUAGGUUGUUGCUCUUCUUCUGGAAAAGCCUGACUGGUAGGAUUCCUUUAAGGGCUCAGCCCCAAGAGCUUUAUCCCAUCCCCUCGCCUACUUAAAAGUUAAAGCUCCAGGAAACCUCCGAAGGGGAUUCUGCCGGCUCCAUCACUUCCCCCAAAUGGCUAAUCCUGGAGGUGGUGCUGUUUGCAAUGGGACGCUUCACAAUCACAAGAACCCCAGCCAUGGCUCGCAAAGUGGAAACGGCACCAAGAAUGGAAUCAUGAAAGAAGCCCAGCAAAAUGGGAAGCCACAUUUUUAUGAAAAUCUCAUUGUUGAAUCUUUUGAGGAAGCACCUCUUCAUGUUCUGGUUUUCACCUACAUGGGAUAUGGAAUUGGAACCUUAUUUGGCUAUUUCAGAGACUUUUUGAGAAACUGGGGAAUAGAAAAAUGCAAUGCAGCCGUAGAGCGAGAAGAACAAAAGGAUUUUGUGCCCCUGUAUCAAGACUUUGAGAAUUUUUACACGCGGAACCUUUACAUGAGAAUCAGAGACAACUGGAACCGGCCCAUCUGCAGUGCUCCAGGGCCUCAUUUUGAUGUGGUGGAAAGGGUAUCUGAUGACUAUAACUGGACAUUUAGGUUUACUGGAAGAAUCAUCAAAGAUGUCAUCAACAUGGGUUCCUAUAACUUCCUUGGGCUUGCAGUGAAAUACAAUGAGUCUAUGAAGACAAUAAAGGAUGUUUUAGAAACAUAUGGCUCAGGUGUGGCCAGCACCAGACAUGAAAUGGGUACCUUGGAUAAGCACAAAGAGCUGGAGGACCUUAUGGCUAAGUUUCUGAAUGUAGAAGCAGCAAUGGUCUUUGGGAUGGGAUUUGCAACUAAUUCAAUGAAUAUUCCUGCACUAGUUGGAAAGGGAUGCCUCAUUUUAAGUGAUGAGUUAAACCACACCUCUAUUGUCCUUGGGGCCCGACUCUCUGGUGCAACCAUAAGGCCCUUCAAACAUAACAAUAUAGAAGACUUAGAGAAGCUCCUGAGAGAAGCUAUCAUCUAUGGUCAGCCUCGAACUCGCAGAGCUUGGAAGAAGAUUCUCAUCCUGGUAGAGGGCAUCUACAGCAUGGAAGGUUCCAUUGUGAAUCUGCCCCAGAUUGUGGCUCUGAAGAAGAAAUACAAGGCCUACCUCUACAUGGAUGAGGCUCACAGUAUUGGGGCCUUGGGCCCAACUGGCCGGGGUGUCAGAGAAUUCUUUGGAAUGAACCCUGAUGAUGUUGAUGUGUACAUGGGCACCUUCACCAAAAGCUUUGGAUCCUCUGGAGGUUAUAUAGCUGGAAAAAAGGAACUUGUGGAUUAUUUACGGGUUCACUCACAUAGUGCUGUUUAUGCAACAUCCAUGAGCCCCCCGAUUGCAGAGCAAAUCAUCAGAUCCCUGAAACUCAUCAUGGGCCUGGACGGGACCACACAAGGAUUGCAGAGAAUACAGCAACUUGCAAAAAACACAAAAUACUUCCGAGAGAAGCUGAAGGAACUGGGAUUCAUUAUCUAUGGCAAUGACAAGUCUCCUGUUGUUCCUGUGCUCCUUUACAUGCCUAGUAAAGUAGCGGCUUUUGCAAGGCAUAUGUUAGAAAGAAAAAUCGGGGUGGUCGUCGUUGGAUUUCCAGCUACUCCACUCGCAGAAGCUCGGGCUAGGUUCUGCAUUUCGGCAGCACAUACUCAGGAGAUGUUGGACACAGUUUUGGAAGCCCUUGAUGAAAUGGGUGAUCUCCUGCACCUGAAAUAUUCCCGGCACAGGAAGUCAGCACGCCCUGUACUCAAUGACGAAAUGAGCUUUGAACUUGACGAUUAAGUUUCCUGGUCCUGGAUGGAACAUAAAGACUUUGCCAGAAAGACCUCCCUCCUUGCCUCAGAAGGAAUAUAAAUGGAUUUCUCCCCCUUCCUAAGGACAAUUUUGUUUUUCAGACCAGCUUAAUUGAACUGAGGGAGACAUCAUUGUGUUUUCAAUGUCUCAACAUGUGAC